AUGCGAUGCUGCCAUUCUCAGCCGUUCCAGAUUUUGGAGGGUGGCAGCGGCACCAGUUUCAAAGGCUCUGCAGCGCCGGAGCGCUUGCUCCGGGAGGAGGUGUUUAGCUUUGAUUCCAGCCGCUAUGAUCUCAGAGGACUGGCGGCCAGGCUUCUGGCAGAGGCUGGGCCUAUGGUCGGCUUCGGCUGCUUUGUCGGGUCCUCUCUGGCCUUGGAGCGCUUCCGGGCAGAGGAGAGGACCUUCAGCUCGUUUGCCUACGAGAAGGCAUGGAGACGCUGUGUCCUGGGCUGCCCGGCCUUCCUGGCCUGCUACGACCGUUUUCUGGAAGAGGUCAUCUGCCCACGCCUAAGGGAAAGGCUGGAGGAGGCUGGCCCUGUGACUUUCUACUGCCAGCACCCGCCGACGGUCCGACUGCAGCCAGGGCGCAGUAGGCGAUCUCGAAUGCUGCACGCGGACGAGAGAUACGGCCACCAAGCAGGCGAGAUUAACUUCUGGAUGCCACUUACGGACUACAGCUUGACCAGGACGACACUCUGGAUCGAAUCCUCGCCGGGAGAAGGCGACUUCCAUCCGGUCGAAGUCCAGCCCGGUGAUGUUGCUAUGUUUCAUGGGACGCUGGUGCGGCACUUUGUUCCGCCCAAUCGCUCUGAGCACACGCGGGUAUCCAUGGACUUCCGAAUCGGGGUUGGCCGCCAUUUCGACCCCGACUGGCGUAUGCUGGGGCUACAGCACUACCACCCGCGGCGGACCGUUGUGCUGUGA
Messenger RNA from Symbiodinium sp. CCMP2592, 762 nucleotides. The record is from the annotation of a GenBank genome assembly. Lineage: Eukaryota; Dinophyceae; Suessiales; Symbiodiniaceae.